AUGACUCUUCUCGCUCUCGCUUUGCUUCCAUUGGCAGCUGGCACUGUUGUUCGUCCAGCCGAUCUGCCAGAGGAAGAGUUUGACAACUUUAUCGCCAAGUACCAUCGGAACUACACGAGACACAGCCCAGAUUACCUGGAGCGCUUGUCGAUUUUCCGCACGCGCUUCAACGAAGCACAGCGCCUCAACGCGCUGCCAGGACGCGGAUGGCGCGCGGGAAUGACCCCUUUGGCUGACUAUACCGACAAGGAGCUGAAGCAGAUCAGGGGCUGGAAAGGUGCUCGACGUAGCUCAUCCGGCAGGAGCAAUCUGAAUCUGCUGCAGAAUGAUGAUUUGCCGGAGAAUUGGCAGAAAUGGAGGAAUCUUAAGACGUUGCAGGUGAUUGCCAAUCAGGGCUCCUGUGGCUCCUGCUGGGCCGUCACCUCCGCCACGAUCCUCAACGCGCACCGCGAGAUCUACCGCAAUGCCACUGAGCUCCUCUCACCACAGGAGCUCGUGAAUUGUGCCUUGGAAACCAGUUGGACGGGACCCGUUUGGAAGAAUGCUAGGGCUUGGAAUCAGAAGCUGGUAAGCUGA
Messenger RNA from Durusdinium trenchii, 576 nucleotides. The record is from the annotation of a GenBank genome assembly. Lineage: Eukaryota; Dinophyceae; Suessiales; Symbiodiniaceae.